Messenger RNA from Colletotrichum acutatum, 1229 nucleotides. RefSeq lists its product as uncharacterized. The record is from RefSeq and is a predicted model, not a curated record. The transcript has a single exon. Lineage: Eukaryota; Fungi; Ascomycota; Sordariomycetes; Glomerellales; Glomerellaceae. Bases 81 to 1121 code for a protein of 346 amino acids.
GCUAUGCCCGAUUCGGCGAUGCGCACCUUGUGUGCUUGGCAGACCGCGGCAAGCCAAAACGCAAUUCACGACUGCAACACAUGGUGCUCGCUGUCAGCAUCGUCUUGGCUCUCAUCUUGUUUCUCCUGUGCGGCUGGCCUCGUCGCUUCGAUCGAUUAAACGCCUACAAGGGUUGUACGGCGCGGCCGAAGAACGACGAGCUGGGCUUAAAAAAAAAACAUGAUUCUGGAAAUGCCGUGCAAUGCGCUCGGCAGCUCAUCUAUCUGGUGAUGGAAGGAGCGUGGGGCCAGCAAGAUCCUCGUGCCAUCAAGAAAACGCCUCUAGCUUCGCCUCUACCGUCUGUAGUCACCUAUCACAGCUUGGAAUACGUCGAAAUACAUACGAAUGUUCGGCCUGGUAGACCCGAAGCAGGCUUUCGCCUACAUAUGAACAGACGUUCAAGGUCAAGGUCGAGCCUUCGAGGCCGGCUGGCGCUGGCGAAUAAGUCGACGACGUCUACGGUCUUGGAUGUGAGACGGGUCCAAGCAGAACCUUAUCACUACCUACGACGGCCGCACUCUCGGUCUGCCGGCCCCCAGGCUGUCACCCCCUUGGCCCCUGGCGGUCUUGAGCUUCUCCUCUUGUUCGCGGAUCGUCGGAUUCGCGGUUCGUCUUCUAUUUUUGUUCCAGAAUAUUGCAUCUGCCGGUUCCAAAUUGCAUCGUUGGCACGUUGUGUCGUCAAUCCUCGUCGAGAUCGGGGGCCCCGACGACGGCCUGUCCCCCGUCCAAGAAAUAGAGCUGCAGAGAACCCUGGAAGCUUUCUCAGCCCAAUAUCCAUCGACAAGCAGCCCAGGGGAAGAAGAGAAGGGGAACGGGACGGGCUUUAUCUGGCAAGGCAAAAAGAGGGCAGUCAGGGUUCAGGGGUGGCUUGUACUCUGUACUUCCAGUGUCCAUUCCGUGGCCCACCGUGCCCGCCUCCCACAGCUUUCGUCAGGUUCAGGGAAACGGAGCCCAGGCGGGGUAACCGUCGACCCUUCAGUCGGCGUCGGUCGCACAAGAGAGGGGAAAGGCCGUGUCAACGACUGUGCCGCCGAUCUCCAGCACAAAGAGAGACUCGGAGUCUCAUAGUCUCGCUCCCAUAGAUUACGCCGCCGUUGGAUGCGCCUGGUGGCAGCACCAAAGUUACAAGCUACAACCAACCAUCCCCGCGCAAUACGAACCCCCCAAACCGUCCAGCCCAGUCCACCUCA